UAAUACUAAGUUCUUUGUACUAGCAUUCCAUUCCUCAUAGUAACAAUGAAUACCAUCUUCUCUUCUUUUUCUUCUAUUCUAUACCUUCUCCUUUUUUCUUGGUUUUCAGUGGAGUCUGCAGUGCUACCAGAUGAUGUAUUGGCUCAACAAAAAGCUGACCUUGUAGGUCGUCUUCCGGGGCAACCUCCGGUGAACUUCCGACAAUACGCCGGGUAUAUUACUGUCAACGAAAGCCAUGGCAGGGCUCUCUUCUACUGGUUCUUUGAAGCCACUCACAAAGUUGAGGAAAAACCUCUUCUUUUGUGGCUCAAUGGAGGGCCAGGUUGCUCAUCGGUUGGGUUCGGUGAAGCCGAGGAACUUGGACCUUUUCUGAUGCAGAAAGGUGUGCCAGAACUCAAAUUCAACAAACAUUCAUGGAACAAAGAGGCUAAUUUGCUGUUCUUGGAAGCACCUGUUGGUGUUGGGUUUUCUUACACUAAUACAAGCUCUGAUUUACUUCAUCUUGGAGACAGUUUCACUGCAAGUGAUUCAUAUGCAUUCCUUGUGAAUUGGUUCAAAAGGUUUCCUCAAUUCAAGUCCCAUGACUUCUACAUUGCUGGAGAGAGUUAUGCAGGACAUUAUGUUCCCCAACUUUCUGAGAAAAUUUUUGAUGCCAACAAAGAAAGUGCAGAGAAUUAUAUAAAUUUCAAAGGGUUCAUGAUAGGGAAUGCCCUAAUGGAUGACGAAACUGAUCAACGGGGAAUGAUUGAUUAUGCUUGGGACCAUGCCGUUAUCUCUGAUAAAGUCUACUUUGGUGUCAAGAAGAGCUGCAACUUCAGUGUGCCUGACAGCAAAAUAUGCAAUGCAGCAUUGGACAAAUACUUUGAUGUCUAUAAUUUAAUAGACAUGUAUAGCUUAUACGCACCGACUUGUGUUAAUAGCUCAAUCAGUUAUUCAAGACAGAUGAAUAUGAUUGAAGGGGUUGCUCCGAAACUUUUCUCUAAAUACAGAGGAUGGCAUCAAAAGCCAGCAGGAUAUGACCCAUGUGUCUCAGAUUACACUGAAGUUUAUUUUAACCGGCAAGAUGUGCAAGAAGCUCUGCAUGCAAACACGACAAAAAUCCGAUAUAAUUGGACUCAUUGCAGUGAUGUGAUCACCAAAUGGAAGGAAGCUCCAUCUUCAGUACUGCCAGUAAUACGAAAACUUGUUGAUGGAGGAGUAAGAGUCUGGGUUUUCAGCGGUGACACUGAUGGGAGGAUUCCAGUGACAGCUACAAGAUAUACACUAAGAAAGCUUGGUCUCAAGAUUCUCCAUGAUUGGAAGGCAUGGUACAAUAAUGAGCAGGUUGGUGGAUGGAGAAUUGUAUAUGAUGGGCUAACAUUUGUAACAAUCCGGGGAGCAGGACACCAAGUGCCAACAUUUGCACCAAAACAAGCACGCCAACUUGUUAUACAUUUCUUGGCCGGUCAACAGCUUCCUUCUUCAGCAUUUUAGGAUUAUUGCCUUCCUCAUGAUUAUUAAUUCUUGCUCAUAAGUUUCAAAUACAGAAAGAAAAGUGACUCAAAUAAAACUUGGAAUUUGUAUAGACUGUUUGAGCACUGUUUACCAUUUUCUGGUGUGGGUGAUCUAUUCAUGCAUGUAUUUUUAUAUAAAUGCUUCUUAAGUGUUUAUUGUUAUUA
Dioscorea cayenensis subsp. rotundata (Guinea yam) is the source of this 1658-nucleotide messenger RNA. RefSeq names its product serine carboxypeptidase-like 34. NCBI's taxonomy places the organism in Eukaryota, Viridiplantae, Streptophyta, Magnoliopsida, Dioscoreales, Dioscoreaceae. The record is from RefSeq and is a predicted model, not a curated record. Bases 46 to 1473 code for a protein of 475 amino acids. Gene Ontology annotation, cellular component: vacuole. Gene Ontology annotation, molecular function: serine-type carboxypeptidase activity. Gene Ontology annotation, biological process: proteolysis. The transcript has 10 exons.